AUGAAUUGUCAGGAAAGACAAAGAAUAACAUCCACUGCUGAGGGUAUGGCAGAAUUGAUGUCUAUGGACUCGUCAGAAGUAUCCAACACCAGAGAUGAGCAGGAAGAGGAGGUGGGCUGCUUGCUAUUAAUUUCAUAAACAUUUGUGUGGUUUUCUAUUGGUUGUGCAUAGCAAAUACUUAGUAUGAAAACUCUGUUCCUUUAGACAUAUAUUUCAAAGACUAAAAACCAAUCUGCAAUAGACUUCGGCAUAGCCAUUGACUUAUCAAUACCAACAUGGACAAGCUGACUAGGGCAAACGGGGGCAGUUGUAUUUAAAAUGUACUAUAUUAAAUGCUAGAAAUUUAUCAAAUGAAGACGCAGCUAUUAAGACUUUACAGCUUUUGAAAUAUAAAACUUCCACUCAGUUUUAACUUUGCAGUGAACUAAGUAGGGGAAGCAGUCGGGUGUUGGAUAUGUGCAUUUUAUUGGCGUUUUCACUGAGUUCAAAUAGGAUUUGCAAGACAUAUAAUACCCUCACUGUGCCACUCUUGGUUAAAAAUGCAGUUCUAUAAUUGUAUUCUCAGGGGCGGGAGGGGUGGAGACUAUCUAAGUGUUAAAGAGAAGGAAAGUUUUAAGGUGAAGAAGUAAUCUUUUUGAGCAGAAGUCAAAGCUUAGGCAAAGCAUGAAGACAAACGACAGGAUGUUGACGACUGAUAAUACUGAAAUAUAAAGUAGUGAUGUAGAACUUUAAGAACCAUCUUUAAUAUUUUCACAAUUUCAGCCUUAAUUUAUUAUUCUUUUUUUUAAGGUGAUGUAUCAGCCACUGAAAGUAUACUUGAGAGUGCGGCCGUUUUCUAAGGCAGAGCUUGAAAACAAUGAAAACCAGGUUAGUUGUGAAAUAUGGCAUCAUUUUUUAAAAUCUUUUGUGGGGAAUUGGAUUCAAAAACAGUUUGGGAAAUAGAAAUCUUUUACCUAUUUUUUGUCUGUAAUAUGCUGUUUGGUGGUCCUUACCUACCCUUCUCCAAACUCCAUCGUUACAAUGAGGUUACAUUGCCUUAGUAUGCAUAUAGUUAGUUUGCUUAUACUUGCUGUGAGUCACCCUUCACAAGAUUUGGACACUAAAACAGCUGGAUAAGCAUGACAUAUAUAGCAGUCUAGGUUUUUAGAUGAUGAUGCUUAGAUAACUGUACCACUGAAAUGCUCCAAUGAGAUUGUUAGAAAACUGGCUCUCUUGCACCAGAGCAUGGGUAGGCAAUGUGGUAACCUUCAGAGUUUGUUGGGAGUCCCACUCCCAUCAGCCCCAGCCAGCGUACUCGGUGAUGAUAGGAGCUAUAGUCCAAUGCCAUGUAGGCAACACCAUACCCCUGAUCUACAGUAAUGUUUGAAACUUUGCAUUUAACUACACUACGUCAAAGUGCAGCUUGCACACUGACGCAUGCAUACCACACAUUUAAAGCACAUGACUGCCCCAAAAUAAUCCUGGGAACUAUAGUUUAAGGGUGCUGAGCAGGGCCGGCCUACUCAGGAGGCAAGGUGUAGUGGCAGCUUCAGGCUGCAUGGGGUAACAGAUCACCUUGUUCUUGGUGUAGAUUUUCCCUCCCCCCUUCUAAUCUGGUGAGGAGGGGGACGCCAUUUUAGCGCCAAGUUUUUUUGCUGGUCCUGGUGCUGAGAAUUGUAGCUCUGUGAGUGGUGAACUACAGGUCCCAGGAUUCUUUGGGAAAAGUCACCUGCUUUAAAUGCACUUGAAAGUACAGCGUUUACACAGCAGCAGAAUCGCAUGCACCGAAAGCUCACAAAUGAAACCACGUCAGUAAGUGUAAAACAGGUUUGUAGCAUGCAAUUUAGUAAGCAAAGAAUGUUUUAGGAAACUGGUUUAAAUAAUUUGUGUGCUCUUAAGGACUGUUUGAUUAUUGAAAAUCAAGAAACAGUGACUCUUCAUGCACCUAAAUACUCUACUGCUAUGAAGAACAGUGAAAAGGGAAUUGGACAAUCGGCACAUCAGUUCACCUUUACACAGGUGAGUUCUCCUCCAGGGCCAAUUUCGGUGAAAAUAAAUAAAUAAAUAAAUAAAAGUGCAUAAAGCAGACUGCAUUAGAACACUUGGUGUAGGCUGCUCCUGUUUCUGUAAGUAGUGAGAACUCAGAGCAAAAUAUAGCUAACUCUCAAACAGAUGCACAGGACUUCAGCCUUAAAGUGCACCAUUACAUUAAUUGCAUGCCGCUUUCCUGUACUGUAUAGUAAAGUUCUUAAAGGUGUUUAUUCUUUUGAACUUUAUACCAGUUGUAUGGAAAGUGACAGUGGAACAGUGAAAAUGGAUUCUACGUACGCAAAUGGUGGCUAAGAGACCAAUACUGUUGAACUGGAAGAAUAGAAAUAUGAUUCCCCUUAGUCAGUGGCUUGACAAACAUGACAACAUUAGCAACAUAUGAGCAGACUGUCUAUGGACACAGACUUUCUUUGGAUAAAUAUAAUGAUAUUUGUAACAACUUUAUAAAGAAUAUAUGAGGUUGUUGUUAAAGAAAUUUGUGUUAGGAUAAUAAGACUAUACACAUUUGUAUAUUUGUGGAAAUGUAAUGCAAUAUUUUUCUUUAAUUUAAAUUUCAUUCACUUUUUUCUUUUUCUCCCUUCUCACCACUUUUCAAUAAAUGAAAUUCUUCUAAUAAAACAUCAAUAAUACUUUUAAGGGGGGGCCACCAGGUGGCACAUUGGAAGAUGGCUGACAAUAACAUCUCUCUGACCCAUACGAGGUAAUUAAGAGGCUGCUAUGGUAAGUAUGCAGUCUUCCUACCCCCCCAAGGAGGUGGGGGGGCUGCCUUGCCAGCGGUGUCCACAAUGCACCCCUGGAUCCGUGAGAUGGGGGUGCCGGUCACUUGGCAAGAGCCCUUGAUGAGGUCAGCUCUUCCUGACGCCGAUUCCAAUCAGCGCGUGCUGGUUAGCUUCAGCUCGGAAUUAUAAUUGGAAACAUACGAUUGGAAUGAAGCUGAAGCACAUACAUCAAGCAACGCUCGAGAGAUAAGACUGCUGAUUAAUGGAUCUCUGUGACCGGGAGUGACGGACGGAUAAGUAAAUCUUCUGAUGAAUCACCAUUAAGAGACUGUAUGUUUGGAAUGAAGGGGGGGUGGAGGAAAAAAUCUUUUUUUUCUUUGCAUUAUGUGAUAUUAAUAACCCUCCACCCCAGAAAGAGAGAAGAUCGUUGCGUUUUACUAAUCACAAGCAGGAAUUCAAGAGCUGUGUGGAAUGGAUUAUAGCUAAAGAGAUGAAUGGUAAACAAUGAGAACAGAGGAAAAUUUUAUGACGCAGUGUAAAAUGGCGACUCGCUAAGACAGGCUUGCCUGAGAAAGAAAGACAGGGGGAGGAGAAUCAGGAUCAUUGGAAUGAGAAGGAAUGUGAUUUUAACCUAACAGAGCCUCCUGAAAUAUUUGGCAAGCCUGAGAAAAAUAAAGGACAUACCGAAGAUUAAUUUUUUAUGGAAGUGUGGAAUGGCGGAUGUCCCUGACUGAUAUGAUAUUUGGAGAACACAAAACCCACACAGAGGAUGCCUGUUUUUAAUCUGCUUGUGAAGAUUAUCAGAGAUUGCAAAGGAAGGAAUAUACGAUAACAACAAGAAGAUGAAGAAAGUAAUAAAGGACUAUCUGGAUUGAACUGGAUAGAAUUGUUUAAUUAAAGCAGCAAUAUAAGUGAUGUUUGGACUCGUUCGGAGCUUGAUGUAUGGGUACCCCCAACAAUAUUUAAAAUUUGGCUGUAUAAUUUGGAAUUAAUGUGAUUUGGAUAAUGUAAUGUGAUUGGCCUGUUAAUAAAAAUUAUUUCAAAAUAAAAUAAAAUAAUACUUUUAAGAGGAUUCAGUGGUGCAUUGCUCUGAGGAUCAAACUGGCUGUGGCAUGGUAUGACUUGUCAUAAGCAAAGCAAUUAAACUGCUUUUCUGUGCCAAACUGGAUGCAACAUGAAUCUAUAAAUAACACAUUUUAUGGGGUUUUUUAAAAAACAUUAUCACUAGCUGCUGAAAGUUCUAAUUUGGAUCGGAAUAAUUACACUUGGAUUUGGGGGUUAACCCUUCCCCUCCAAGUCGUUCCCCAUUCUAAUCACCCUUUCCCCAAAGUUGCUAUUUGCCUCAUGGGGGAAACCAUAUAGGUAUCAUUUGACUUCAUGAGGCAAAUGGCAACUCUGUAGGAGAGGGAAGGACUGGUGGUGAGAAAACGUUAAGCUCCAGGGUCCCAGCUUGAAGUAGGCCCCUAUGGAUGCUGCUAUUAACACUUCAGUUAGUCGGAGAUCCCACUCACACCUCAUGUGUACAGUUUGCUCCUCACUGUCCCUGUAAAACUUUUUCCUAUUCUCUACUUAGGUGUUUGGACCAGAGACUUCUCAAAGUGAAUUUUUUGAAGGCACAAUGAAUGACAUAGUAAAAACUUGUAUCAACGGAGUGAAUGGACUUGUGUUUACCUAUGGUGUGACUAACGCAGGCAAAAGUUUCACUGUUCAAGGUAUCCAAUUAUUCUUCAUGGGGUCAAAUACAAACGAUCUAACAAUGGCAUGUAUUGAAAAGAGGCUCAUUGUUUCUGCAGGCUGCUCAAAAGACGGUGGUAUCCUUCCCCGCUCUCUUGAUCUCAUAUUUAACCAUGUAAGGGGAAGACAGUAUCCAAAGAUGAACAUAAAACCAUGCUUCAGCAAUCUUACCAAGAGGCUAAAUGAUAUGCAGGUUAAGCAAGAAGAAUCCAUCAAAGCUGCCCUUCUUGCUUCUCUGAAAGAGGUUAGUGGCAAGCACCCUUCCAGAUCCUGCGUUAAAAUCCACACCAUGUGGAUUCCUUGGAAACCCCAACAACAAAUUCAUACAGCCUCUCAAGGGGCCUGGUUUAAGGGGGUUCUGGACUAUAGCACUGCUGUAGUUCUUUGGGUUAGAUUAUGUGGGGUGGAAACAGUGGCAAGGAUGGGCACUGAUUUACAGCCAUCUUAAUUUCCCCAGAAUUCCUCUGGAUCCUUAGAUAGCCACCUAACCUUGCACUUCUCUUUGAAACACUGGGACAUCUUUGAAAAAUGUGGGUGAGAUUAAAAUGUUUUGGAAAGGAGGUUGGCACCACCGGUUAUGGGGCUUUAUGGGAGCUGUUGGCUCCACCAUUGCCACAUUAUGCUGAUGGAGAGCAGGUUCUCAAGCUUCCGAAUGCAAAUGAGGUGGUGGCCUUGCUUCUCAUAACUGUAAGACAGGCGCUGGGGCGUAAUUUGAUUAGUAGAAUGUCUGUCAUCUGGUGGGAGGGCCUUAAGUGUUGUGCUCUGGAAUUGGCCCCUCCCUUUGGGUGUUCAGUUCAGUUCAGUUGGAUGGAGGGCCAAGUUUGGCCAUCACUGAGGUAGAGAAACCAACUAUCAGGGUGUUGUUUUAAUUUCUCUCAGACAGUAUGUUAUUGUGUUACAAUUUUCUUUAUUAUUAAAACUUUGUUUGACGUAUACGUGAGCCGCUUACUAUACUGAAAGAAAAGAAACUCUGGUGAAGAAUGGUGGAAUAUCCUGUACUGUGUGAGUGAGGAGAUAUUCCCAGUUUGAUAGGAGGAUUGGUGUUUUUUAAUUACCCCCUCCCUCCACAACAAAAAACAUCCACAGAGAAGGCUUGCGUGCUUGUUUUAAAGUGAUUGUUCUGUAAGAUGCUUCUGAAAGGUUGGAAUGAAAGUAAUUUAUAAAUAAAUACUCUGAUUUUUCUUUUCUUCAUUUGAGACCACUUCCAAAAGCAGGAAACAUGCAUGACUGGUGUUUUUAGCUUCUUGUGCAUUUAUGCACUCAUGCCACUGCUGUGCAUGUUGUGUGCAACAAGUUGGCUUUAUUCUCCUAGUCUUAUGCAUUUCUAAGGUGUGGUAGUUCUGAGUGCUGAAUCAUGCUGUUCACUUCAGGAGGAAUCUUUAGCUAUUAUGAUAAUGCAGCAGAGCAUCCAAGGGGACUUCUCAAAGCAUUUUCCUGCUUGGCAUGGAGGUCUAUGGAAGGAAGGAAGAAAUAAGAUAAAUACCACUAUGGAUUUUUUCUCAAUCCCUUAGAUCAGGGGUGGGGAAUCUGUGGCCCUCCAGAUGUUCCGGGACUCCUGUACCCAUCAGCCAAGUCAGCAUAGUCAGGAAUGAUGGAAGUUGUAGUUCAAGCAACAUCUGGAGGGCCACAACAUACUUUCCCUUUCUUACAUAUCUUUUUCAGUCUCAACCAAAGUCUGACUUUCAUCUUGAAUUCUUCUUGGGGAUGAAAGUGUUUCUCUUCAACCAGGCAUUUGGCUGUUUAACAUUCUAUAGUUUUAAAAAUGUGUUUGUGGGAGGGAGGUUAUUGAUUUGUUUUUGUUUUAUUAUAUAUUUUGUAUUCUCAUUUUGUAUUUUCCUGUUGUGAACCUCUCUGGGAUAUUUGGGUAAAGGGUGGUAUACAGAUUUAAUUAUUAUUAAUAAUAAUAUUCUCAAAAAAUGCACUUACCUUGAAUUAUUGGGAAUAUCCCAUUCAAAAUUGAUUUAAUUAGAAACUAUACCAGUUGCUUUGUUUUUAAAAAACUUAAUUGGUGGAUAGCUUGCCUCCUGUAGAAAUUAAAAGAUGUGAAUACAGUCAGCAACAUAACCUUGACAUUUUUGUAUUUCAUCAAGGAUACUGAAAAUACUUCAAAGUCUAUCACAUCUUCAAGUGCAUCAGGCUCAACUUCUAGUAGCUGUAGCUCACCAAGUUUUGUUUUGAAUGAAUCAGGUAAUGGGUGAAUAUUUGUGGUUAAAAAUGCAUAUAGAAUUGUGUGAAAUGGUCGCUAUAGCAUUGCUUACUAAUCGUAUAAAAACAGGAUUAAUUUUUGUAGGAUAUUGGGGAAAGAAUAUCCCUAUGUUUAUUUAUUAAAAUAUUUGUAUAUUGACUUUCAUAUGUAAUAUCACAAAAUAAAAUGAUUAAAUUCAGAGCAGGCAUUUAAAAGAAUCCAGCUGGUACUGAUGUUUAGCAAAGGCCUCCAGGAAUAAAUGUGUUUCCAGCAUGUGCCAAAGUUGUCAGAGGGGGAGGUGCUUCCACAGGAAGGGCAUUGCUGUUGAAAAGACCCCCCUCCUGGUUACUACUAAGUGAAUCACAAUGCAACCAGGAGACCUCAUCCAAUGAUUUUAGUGCAAUAAUGUGUAGUAAUGCAAAAGUAUGUGCCUUGCACCAAAUGCUUCCACAAGAAUGGUGCAAUAGCUGUCCUGGGAGGAAGUAUCCAUAAAUGAGAACAAAAAUAGCGCAUACCUUCUGCUACUGUAAGUUGUUUUAAACUGUUUCUGAUACUGUGUUUUAAUGUUGGAACGCGACCUUAGGGCAAAGGGCAGUUAAAUAAAUUUAACCUUACAAUAAACAACACUCCCUUUAUUCACCAUCCUUGAAUGUUUAGAUUCUGAGGUUUAUAGCAAGUGCCCCAGGACCCUAGCAUCUGUUUGGGUUUCUUUCUUUGAAAUCUACAAUGAGUACAUCUAUGACCUACUGGAUGUAGUGCCUGCAUCGAAAAAUCAGAAGCGCAAAGUUUUAAGGAUAUGCGAAGAUCAGGGAGGAAACUCUUACGUAAAAGGUAAUGCUGCAACUUUGGUGGUACUGCUUCAAAGGAAUAAUUACUCUUUUGGGUCUCAAGAAUCCAUCUAGCCCAGAUGUUUUCAACCUUUUUGAGUCCACGGCUCCCUUGACCAACUACAUUUCUUUCUGCGCCACCCCUGUGGGGUUCACGAGCCCAGUUAUGUCACCCCUUGCCUCCAGAGCUGGCAGCCUCUCACCCUUGUCAAGCACCCUCCCUUGUGGAGUGUUCCCUCAGCCUCCUCUCCCCUCUCCUUUGGGCAGCAGCUGCUGCCAUCCCUGGUCUCUGAGCUGCUCCCCCCCCCUCGCCCCAAAUAGAGGUGUCUCUCAGAGGCACCAUUUGCCUGCAGAGCUUACAGCCAGGGCUGAUGCAAUAAACAGCUGUGCAAGCCUUUGGGAAGCAGAGAUGCAAGAGGGUGUCAGAAGAGGGAGGGAAGGAAAGAGGGACAGAGGCCAGUGUUGCCUGUGGCACCCCUGACUAUCAUUCAUGGCACGCUGGUUGAAAACCACUGAUCUAGCCAAAUACAGUGGUACCUCGGGUUAAGUACUUAAUUCGUUCUGGAGGUCAGUUCUUAACCUGAAACUGUUCUUAACCUGAAGCACCACUUUAGCUAAUGGGGCCUCCUGCUGAUGCUGCACCGUCGGAGCACGAUUUCUGUUCACAUCCUGAAGCAAAGUUCUUAACCCGAGGUACUAUUUCUGGGUUAGCAGAGUCUGUAACCUGAAGCGUAUGUAACCUGAAGCGUAUGUAACCCGAGGUACCACUGUACUAUUUCUUGGACAGUGGACAGCUUCAGCUGCAUGAGGAAGCUCUUGACACCAGGGGGCGCAGCUUUCCCACUCUCAGCCAAAUUUAGCAAGUAGUUGCAAGACCAAAUAAAUGUACAGAAUGCACUUGUAAGCCUUGAUUUCCAUUGUAAAUAAUCUAAGGUGUAAUGAAGUUCGCCCAUGUUUUUGUUAUGUUCUAUCUUGAAAAGGUUCCACGGAUGGAUUGCUUUGAGCUGUUUGGUUAUAGUCACUGAAUACAGAUGGCCAGUUAUGGCUCCGUGUGCUUGAGAAUGGUUAACCUUCCCCCACCAUUUUUAUAUCAUGGCUAUUUGUGCUGUUAAGAAGAACCUAGGGGCAUCUGUAGUGCUGGUGAAGGAGUUUUUGAAUUCAAAGCCAACACACAUCCGUUUUCUUCCCUCCCUUGUUCCCUGCCAGCUGCUUUUAAAGCAAAUUAAGAGGUGCGAGAUCAGUUAUUGAUCACCAAAAUCUUGUUCAUCUUGCAUCUAAAAAUAAUAGUUCUAUGCUGCCCCAACUCGUGAAGACAGACAUGUAUUUAAAAAUAUGCCAUUUUGUUUAUGUGUUACUGUUUUUAUUCAAAAAUCCAAAAAUCCAUACUUUAUAUCUGUGGUCCUUCAAAUUCUGGUUUGAUUCCAGAUUAGUAUAAUUUUAAAAACAAUAAUAUUUGUUGCUUUUUUACAUUAGGUGUGGCUAUCCUGUGACCUUCCAUAUGUUGUUGGACUACAUUUCCCAUCAUCCCUGGCUGGGCCUGAUGGAAGUUGGAGUCUAAGAACAUCUGGAAGGUCACACAGGUUAGCCACCCUUGCUUUAGGCUGCCGCUGUUUCAAAUCUAUCUUGAUCUCCAUUAUGUUCUCACACUUAGGUUGUAACCUUACACCCAUUUAUGUAUAUAAGUAAAACUUUUUGAACUCAGUGGGUCUGGUUUCUUGUGUAAGCAAGUAGAAAAGUGCUGUAUGCUGUAAACGUGCCAAAAUGUUUACAUACUGCUGUUUUUCUGAUGGUUAUGCAUACUUAAUUGUAUAAAAUACCUUAUUUCCCCAGACCUAAAGUGGAUCAGUAUAAAGAGUACAGAUGAGGCUUGCAAAAUUCUUAAAGUAGGAAAUAAGAACAGAAGUUUGGCAUGCACCAGGAUGAACCAACAAUCAAGCAGAAGGUUUGCAGUCUCAUUUUAGAGGUUCUUGUUCCUUAAGGAGGUGGUGGUGGUUAUUGGGUUGUUGUUGUUUUGGUUUUGAUUGUGUAUUUUUUGGUUUUAUAUUUUGAUUUUAUUCUGUGAACUGCCCUGAGACCUCCUAGUAUAGGCCGCUCUAUAAAUUCAAUAAAUAAUAAUAAAAAAUUUAGGCUAAUGGCAUUACUAAGACCACAAUUAACUAUGUAGGGUUUUAAACCAGGGGUGGAUAGCUCUGUUGGUGAGAGCAUAGUGCUGAUAACGCCACGGUUGCAGGUUUGAUCUCCAUAUGGGGCAGCUGCAUAUUCCUGCACUGUGGGGGGUUGGACUAGAUGAUCCUCAGGGUCCCUUCCAACUCUGAUUCUAUGAUUUAUGGGCUCACAAGCCAGUUUGGGCCCAUAAGGCCAUUUCCCCGACAGCAUGCACACCUGUCCACCAGCUGAUGCUACUGGGUGAUGACAGCAUUCUUCAAAUAGCAGCUCUCUGUGCCCGUGGCAAGUUGCACACCUGGAUGUUCCUGUUUUUUAUACAGCACUAGGGGCUGCUGUUUAGAUCAAAAUCUUAAAACCUGCUUGAUGUGUGCAAGUCACUGGCAGAACCAAAAUGAGGAUGAAUUGGUUCAUAUCCUGCGACAGCAAUGCCCCUUUCUUGUUACGAGAAGGAUAUGCUAUCUUGGACUUCCUGGCUAGAAGGAUCUCUGCUUGUGGAAAAAUCAAUGAUUAAUGUUGAGAACUAUCUGUUCGUUAAUGAUCACUCGGCUGCAACUAGUUUGUGUUGCGGUGUUUCCUAGGAGACUUGGAGAAGGAGACUUAGCCCUUCUUAAUUGCAGAAGGGGCCUGUCUAGCCCUGAUAGAUAAACAAGACUAGAGCAUGGCCAUUCACACCCAGAGUCCAGCCAUUUUUGGUUUUGGAGAGAGAGUGUGGAUAUCCUAAACACUGUAUUCUUGACUAUUGCCCUUUAUCCUUUCUACUGGCACUAGAUUUAUUCUGGAAUCUAGCUGCCAAUUUUCAAGGUUACUUUGUAUUUGGUGUGUUGGUUUUUAUUUUUAUUUUUACAUAAUCUAAUUUAAAGAAAAAGUAAUAUAUUGCCUUAACCAUAGCCCCUUAACCUCUCUAUAAUUAGCUUAAAAAUUAAGCAUAUGGGAUAUACCCACAUGCCAAGUUAAUUUCCAAAUAUUUCCUCCAACCCAGGGAAAGUUUGGAAAAUAUGGGACUUUUCCCAUCUUAGGGGAAAUGAUGGGACUUCUGAAUUUGUCCCAUUGAUCUGCAUGGACCUUAGACAUAGCUAACUUUUUUCUGAUGAAUGCUUUUGCAUGUUAAAAACUGUGCACAUUGAAGAACAGCACGUUAAGAGUAUUAUGAAGCUUUGGCAUCUGAAUAUAAUUCUAGGCAGAGGUGUAUCAUCAAUUAUAGAAUGGUAUGGUAAAAUUUGGGACUCUGCUUUAAUGGCUAAAUUGACCUCCUUUAUCAGACUCAAAGGACAAAAUUAAAGUUGGGAUAUUUUCAGGCAAAAAUGUUUUAUUGAUCAUUAUAGGAGAUAUGUUAUCCAGUGCACAUUAUGGAGUCUUGAUGUUUUGAUAGAAAGAAAUAUAUUUUUCUAUGGGUGGCUUGCUGUAUUAUUAAACAGUAAGCCCACAACUUUCAUGGGGCUUAUGUUCUGGGGAUCACGCCUAAAGCCAAAAUUGUGUAUAGUCAAAACACAUUGGGUUCAAUGGUGGGUGGGAUUGCCAAAGUUUCCACCUCUGGAUGCCCACCCCUUUUCUGACCCUUUUCAAAUUUUGUAUAACACAUUUUGGCCAAGCCUGUAAAGUUAAAUGUUAGUAAGUUGCUUGUGUGCUGUAUGCCAAAAUUUCAGUUAAGUAAAGUUUAUAUGCAUUAUCUCAAUAUGACUAAUUGUAAGAUACCUUCUCUUCUCUUCUCUCUUUUUUGAAACACCCCACCCCAUCCAAUUUUGAGAUACCGUCUCUUUAUAUCUUCUACUUUUUUAAAGCUAUGUACUUUGUAAUAUAAAAGGAAUAAAAAACUCUAAAUAAUAUUAAUACUUCCAGACAGAUGUCAAACAAAUAUAUAUGUGAAUUGAUUAUUCAAGCACUACAUCAGUUAAGCCCCACAGGAGAAAGUAAAGAAGCACAAUAUAGAGCAUAAAGUAAAGGUAAAGGUACCUCUGCCCGUACGGGCCAGUCGUGUCCGACUCUAGGGUUGCGCGCCCAUCUUGCUCAAGAGGCCGGGAGCCAGCGCUGUCCGGAGACACUUCCGGGUCAUGUGGCCAGCGUGACUAAGCGGCAUCUGGUGAGCCAGCACCAGCGCAGCACACGGAAACGCCGUUUACCUUCCUGCUAUAAAGCGGUACCUAUUUAUCUACUUGCACUUAGGGGUGCUUUCGAACUGCUAGGUGGGCAGGAGCUGGGACCGAACGACCGGAGCUCACCCCGCCGUGGGGAUUCGAACUGCCGACCUUGCAAUCAGCAAGUCCUAGGUUUUACCCACAGCGCCACCCGCGUCCCUAUAGAGCAUAAUACAAAGUAAUUAAAUAAUGACAUGAUUAAAAAAUUGAACUUGUGUCUCUUUUCCUCCAGUCACAGUAUAUUUUCUAUUCGACUGCUCAGCUUGAGUGAUGAGAGUGUGCCACGAGUUCUUGGAGUCUCUGAGUAAGUGGUUUUUUUGCUUCUGCUAAAUAUGUACUACAGUGAAUCUUCCUUUGUGUGGCAAAGUUGUUGAGGACAAACUAGUGUUCUCAGUUUUAAACUAUGCUAAAGUGCAAGCAUUUUUUUACUGGCCUAUGGUUGGAGCUCCUGUCUUUGGCACUGGAACAAUGUUGAGACUUUGCUUUGUAGGUCUCACUGCUUUCCUGGUGCAGAGAAAGUUGAGUGAAGACAAAAUCUUCUUCUUUGUAAAUGGGCUUGUACAAAUGCCACAGUGUGUUUUGAUUUUGCAGUAUAUAGAUCUUUUUGUCCUUGUGUUUGUGUAGCUUCAUCUAUCAAGGUGAACAGGGUAACUCUGUACACAAACUGAUUGUAUGGGAAUGUCAUGAUAAGCCAAGGUUUAUAGCAGGUAGAGAACCUUCAGCCUGCAGGCCAGGCCAGGCCUGCCAUUAGUUCAUAUUUGGCCUACAAGGCUGUUUUUCACCAAACCACCUGUGUUCUCCAAACCAUCAUAUGUGGUGUCAGGUGUGAGGCAGGUAGAGAACACACCUACUAGUGCCACAAGCUUUGGCAAGAGAAAGCAAACUUCAGGCCUGCUGAACUGGCUGCACUAGCGAGUUCCAAUGUUUGCAGAAAGCAGGCUUUGUGUCAGGCUUCGGAGAAAUGGCUCCCCCCCCCCUUUAGCCGUGCAUCAGCAGAACAAAGCAAUUACCUUGCCAGUAUAAAAGUGUUUAAUGAUCACAGCAAAAGAACAACACAGCCAUUCUGGGAGUAAAGGUGCUCCCAAUUAAGUUUUCCUCCUACUUCCCCCCAAGUCCAUCUCCGUCACUUCCCCCUUCUUGCAACCUGAUCUCGCAACCACUGGAGCCUUCUGUGUAGCAACCUUAUCAGCUCUCCUUGCCCUUGGAGAGAGCGGCUGGACACUUUCCAGCGAAGAAGAGUCGGUUAUCUCUCUCUCUCUUCCUGUUCUGCUUCUCCUAGCUGUUCCCCAUUCAGCUCUGCCCAACUGUUGUUUUCCAAACUAUGUCCCUCUGCAAACCAAUUCUCUAAAUCUAUACUGCUCCACUGUUCCUGGGUAGCUUCAGGAUCCUGGUUAGGAGCAGGAAGAGGGGGAGGUUCCCACAAUUCCUCAUCAAAGCUAUAAUCCUCAGUCUGGUCUCUGACACUUUGGCUUCACCGUUCAUCAACAGAUGGGUGGAAUAGUCAAAGCCUUGGGCAUUUAAAGCAUCACAUGGGGUUUUUUUUGCAAGAGCUGUGUAGUACUUUGAAGUCCUGAUUUUGGAACCCAACCACCCGACAUCAUUAUGAUAUCAGCUGAUUGACAGGUGGGCAGCCUCCUGCAUCAAGUUUUGUCUACAAGCCUAGAAUUUUAUAAUGGUCUGGCCCACAGAGCCGAAAAGGUUCCCCACCUUGGUUUCUAGUGCCAGGAACAAGCUGAAGUGAGCUAAGUCCCUGAGCAUACCUUCUUUCCCAUGCAGCUGGGAAAUCAGAAGCAUUCACUUCAAAUUCUAGUUAGCUACAAUUCGCUGUUUUCUCUGUUUGUGGAAUUGCAGUCAACAUUAACUGUUCAGUUAAGUAACAGAUUAACAGUGCUACAAAAGGGAAACUGUCUUAAGGUGUCAAGGGAUAUUAAUAUACAGUAAACCCACAACUUACAUGCAAUUAACUUGUGUGUAUUCAACUUUAUGUGCAUGGCAAAAUAAUAUUUUUUUUAUUAUUAUUAUUUCUUCUUCUUCUUCUUCUUCUUCUUCUUCUUCUUCUUCUUCUUCUUCUUCUUCUUCUUUGAAACGGGACAGGAUUUGGAGGGAAAUGAGCUUGGGAAUCCCACCCACCAUUGAACCCAAUGUAUUUUGACCAUACACAAUUUUGGCUUUAGGGACCAUCCCCAGAACGGAACCCCUGCAUGUUGCAGGCUUACUGUAAAUAUUGCAUCAAUCUGUAUUGCAUGUUUACUUGUUCUGUUUUCGUAAUUGAUAUACAUAUGCAUUUUAUUGAGAUUUUAAUUUUUUAAAAAACCAAGCCAAUUUGAUCACCUGUAGUUUGAAGUUGAUUUGCUUCAAAGUCUUGAUCACAGUCUAUCGUUCCAGGACAAAAUGAUAGUAAAAGCUUAGAAACUCCUCCUCCCGACAGGAUGGGGCAGUUCAGUGCAGCUUCUUACUGUCACAGUAAUCCAUAACUUUGUGACAUGCUUAUCAACAGCUGAAGAUGGCCAUUGGAACACACUUACCCCAAAACACAGUAAAAAUACAGGGUCAAUAAUAAAAGUUAUUACUUGACAGUGUGUAUUUUACUUGUUAAAAAUACUAUGAGUCUGUGUUGUACCAGGCUACCUAAAAUUCAAAUAUUGAUUGAUGGAUUGAAAGAUUGAUAGGAAGUCCUUAGAUGUUUUGUGUUGUGUCUUUGGUUUGUUGUGAUUUUGUUUUCAUUUUCUCCAUUUAUUCUUUACUUAAUCUUUUUGAACUGUAUGUAAAAACGCGAAUAAAAAUUAAUUCCAAAAGAAAGAAUGAUAUUAAAAUCAGCUGCAUUCUUUGUACAGACUCUCUCUCUGUGACUUGGCUGGAUCAGAACGAUGCCAUAAAGCACAAACCUUUGGAGACAGACUGAAAGAAGCAGGCAAUAUUAAUAAUUCUCUUCUUAUUCUUGGAAAAUGCAUUGCAGCUCUAAAGCAAAAUCAAAACCCUAAGUAAGUGACAAAAGUAAAUCUUCACACCAGUUUCACAUAAAACUGUUUAGUCUAACCUAUUGUUAUACGUUUAUAUUCCCCAAGAAGCAAGGUGUCUGUUUCAUUGGUUAAGAGUGCUGAAAACAUAUUUUAACACUAUUAUUUUCGUUUUUUUGUAUGCACGCUUUUUAUGAGGCAGCCACAUUAUGCUGUCCUCCAGUCAUUAACAGCCUGCAUUUUUUCUGUGCUGCUUAUGCCAUUUCUCUGUUUUCAAAAAUUCUCUCUGUGUUUUUUCAGAAGAAAGGAAAAGUACACAGCUUUCAUAGAUACAGACAGUGCUUUGUUUCUUAAAAAAAUGUUUAGGGGUACUCUCAUUUUUCUACUCAUAUUGAAAUACUGCCCCUCAAUGAGGCCAAAUUUAGAUAUACAAAGUGUUUAGGGGCAUGUGUACUCCUGCGUCCCCCCCCAGAAAAAAACCACUAGAUAUAGAUGCCGUUAGCACACCUUUUCUGUCUUUUGGGGUUUUUGACAUGGUCAAAACAUAUUAAGAAAAUCAGCCUAGUACUUCUCAGCAGGCAUUCACUAUGACCCUUGCUAUUUUAUGACUCAAUUUUGUUUUGUUUUAAUCUUUAUUUUAGUUAUUGCUAAAUGAUUUCAUGGCUAUAAUUACCGUAUAUUUUAAAUGAAAGAGGUAUAGUGCUGUAACACCAUAAUGCUAUAACAUUAUAGUACUACAGUCAUACCUUGGAAGUUGAACAGAAUCCGUUCCAGAAGUCUGUUCGACUUUUAAAAUGUUUGAAAACCAAAUUGCGGCUUCUGACUGGCUACAGGAAGCUCCUGCAGCCAGCCAGAAGUCGCAGAAGCCCCAUCAGACUUUCGGCUUACAAAUAUAGUUUGCAAACUGGAACAGUCGCUUCCAGGUUUGCAACGUUCAGGAGCCAAAACAUUUGGGAAAUAAGCUGUUCAAAAACCAAGGUACAACUGUUUAGCAUUUUUGCAAUAUAGUGUUAUAGCACUAUUCUUCUCUUUAGUUUUAAAAAAAUAAGUAGAUGGAAUAGUCUGUUGGCAAUAAUUAAAAAUGAAUGAAUAUGGGACCAAUCUGUUGAAUGUGAAAACAGCUAUGUCCUAAUAAGUAUUUGAUGUGCAGAUAAAGGGCAGAUAGCAAUCACACAUGUCUGAAUCCAUGCUUGCUUUUACAAAUCAUGCACAUGUUGAAAUUAAUGUUAAUAAAACUUUCCCUUAAGAUUAAGGCCAGCAUACAUUCCCUUCAGAGAGAGUAAACUGACCCGCCUCUUCCAGCCAUUCUUCUGUGGUAAAGGCAAAGCUUGCAUGAUUGUCAAUAUUAACCAGUGUGCUUCUACCUAUGAUGAGACAUUGCAUGUAAUGAAGUUUUCUGCUGUAGCAAAGCAAGUAAGUAAAAGGCUGUGCCCUUCACAACAUACCCCAAGCACCAUUACCUUGUUUUUUCCUGGGUGAAUACUACUACUAAUAAUAAUUUAUAAUAAUAAUUUAUUAUUUAUACCCCGCCCAUCUGGUUGGGUUUCCCCAACUACUCUGGAUGGCUCCCAACAGAAUAUUAAAAAUACGAUAAAAAAUCAAACAUUAAAAACUUCCCUAAACAGGGCUGCUUUCAGAUGUCUUCUAAAAGUCUGAUAGAUGUUUAUUUCCUUGACAUCUGAAGGGUGUUCCACAGGGUGGGCACCACUACUGAGAAGGCCCUCUGCCUGGUUCCCUGUAACCUCACUUCUCAUAGUGGGGGAACUACCAGAAGGCCCUUGGAGCUGGACCUCAGUGUCCAGGCUGAACGAUGGGGGUGGAGACAACCGUAUGGAAAUUAUCUUCUUUAUGAGCCAAUGCUUCCUGGCUGAGGUGUCUCCAUGCCAAGUAGCCUGUAGGAUCCUGACCUCUUUACUAGGAACACUUACUUGCUUGGGCCAUCUAACUGUAAUGCACGACAACAUAAAAAAAUGUAGCAGCUAGUCUUACAACCUCAAAUAUAACAUGCCUGAUAUAUAUCCAGACUCUCAUGUCUUCUGUCGAUGUUCUGAGUCUUCAGCUCACAGCAGCAAAUAUGUGUGUGUGGUGUUUUUGUAGUUUUAAGGCAGCCCUGUUUAGGGAAGUUUUUAAUGUGUGACAUUUUAAUGUCUUUUUAAUCUUGGAAGCCGCCCAGAGUGGCUGGGGAAACCCAGCCUGAUGGAUGGGGUACAAAUAAAUUAUUAUUAUUAUUAUUAUUAUUAUUAUUAUUAUUAUUGGCAUACCACCCACUAAUAUAAAAUACCAGGGUUGUAUACAACAGCGUAUACAAAUGCAAUAAAAUAUAAUAUACCAUAAAACAGCACAAAAUAAUUGUAAGUGUAAUUGGCUCAUCUUGGAAAAAAUGUUGAAACAAUUGAAUGGGCCUGUUUGGCUUCAAGAGGAGUCUGCAAGUUAGCAGGGAGGCUGCUUGCCAAAUGGCUGCUGCUGGUGUGUUCCACGUCAUGGGGCCAACGACACUAAAUGCCUGGCUUAUAGUUGGAACUGGCCAGGCUUUUAAAACACAGGCAGCAACUACAGGACUCCACUGGAUGAUCCCAGAGACUGAGUUGGGAUAAAAUGGCUGAAGGUAUCCUGAACCCGAGAGAGUCCAAAUUUAAGAAACAAAAGAGCAUACCUUACUGCUCUCUGUCUCUUAAAUCUUAACCUUACCUCCUCUUUGUGUAAAUGGAGAAGACAUGCAUGUUAGAAGGCUUCAGCAAAAGCACGCACAUGCUUGAGUUCUAUGUGUGUAUAUGAGCUGCAGUGUAAACUGUGAACAGAUAUGCCAUGACAAAUGCAUUUAAAGCUUGGUUCCUUAGACAACUGAACUUUUCAACUUGCUUCUCAAUUAUAAUCAUUGCAGUGUACUUCCCAAAGUUCUAAAAAUUCCCUUUGUGGCCUUCCAGGGCAGAUAACGCAAAACUACAAUUUAUUGUGAAAUUGUGCUCUUAUUUGUAAUUUAAACCACUGACACAGUAUUCUUUUUCAGGUUAUUCAAACAUUCCAACACAAAAUAUUUGAUUAUUUUCCCAAAAAAUAUAUUGGAAGGGAUGAUAGGCCUACAGUGCACUUUGAUGACAUAUCUGCAGAGCAGCUUCCAGAGGAUUCUUGUAUCUCCUCUGAAGAAGAGGAAAUAGAUAUAACUAUUAUGAACCAUGAGGUAAUGUUUAAAACUGUUUUCAGAUGAUCUGGUGCAUGCUUACUCAGUAGGAGAUAAAUCAUCUUAAUAGUGUUAAAAAUUAAUGGAGUGAUUCUUAAAUCAAUAUAAUACUUUGUUUGGACUGUUUUGAGUAGUGUUACCUAGCCUAAAUCCUUAACAGACUAUAGCGGUUAGGGACGGGGAAGAAUUUAAAUUCAGUUUGCAUUUAAAGCUGAAUUUAUCAAAUCCACACUUUCUGAAACAAAAUGAGAACUAAAACACAGUCCUUCAGUUUUUCCACUUAUCUCAAUUUUUUGAUGCGGUUCUCCAAACAAACAAGGUUUUACAAAUUUCUGCAGAAAUAUGGAGAACUAAAUUUAAGAUUGGAAAAAUGAGAAACUGAGAGAACCAUAACUGGCAGUUCCUUCCAUCCCUAGCAGCAGAUAGAAAACACUAAGUAUUUUCCCAGUUGUGUAAUGGGUUUCUUAGCCCUACCAACCAGCAUGUGACCCUUGGCUGAUUACCCCUUAGGGCAAUGUUCUCCAACCUUGUGCCCUCCAGAUGCUUGGACUACAAGUCUGUGCUGGCUGGGGCUGAUUGGAGGCAUAGUCCAAAACAUCUGGAGAGCACAAGGUUGGGGAAGGGAGGCCCUUGACAGGAGGUGGGGAAUGGUCUCCCAGUCCUACUCUAAUGAAUGGCAAAUGUUAGCUCAGGCACCUCAUGCUGUCUUCUGCUCUUGAUUCCAUGUUCUUAAUUUGACUUCAUUCCUGCAGGAUCUCUUGAAAAUGACAGAGAUCUUGAAGAGCAAGCUGAUUGCAGAGAGGCAAGGCAAGCUGCUCCUUGAGGUGCAAAUACGCAAGGAGAUGGCCGAAGCAAUGUUUCAGCAACUGAUGGAAACAGAAGAAGCCUGGAGGUGAGCCUUAAGACUUUGUAGCUGUGAGGAACUGAAAGGCCCCAGGCACCCACCACUCCAAGCAUGGCUUAGCACAUCAUCAGUUCUAGAAUAAGGCAUCAUAUUUACGGAUGCCUUAUUCUAGGACAGACCACUGAUGUACCAUGAUCUUUUGUUUUGUGUUGCAUGCUGAACUAUUUCAAAGCAGUUGGUUUGAAAAUGCCUUGCUUUUCCAAAUAUUUGUGCAAUAGCUUUCUAGCAAUCAUUUAAAUAUAUUCUGUGAUAACAUCCAAGUGUUAGAGACAUCUUCUACUGUCUCAAGACCUCUUAGCUAAAAUUAUUUUGUACUACUAUACUUGUAUGGAACCAAGAACCAUGUGUCUUGCACAAUACAGUGGAUGGCCAAUAUAAGAAAUUCUAUUAGCCACCCUUCAGCUUAAUUCAAUGUUUAUAUCAGGCCAACAGCAAUGGGACUGUACUACUAGAGUGAUAGGAUAUAAUAACAAUAAUUAAUAAUAAAUAGUGGGUUUAAUUCUGUUGAAAAUGGUGGGCAUUCACAUUUCUAGUUUCUUUCUGAAUGGAAAUCUGAGUUUCACUGUUCGAUCCAGUGCACAUUUACUAGGAAGUAAGGUAUAUUGUAGUAAAUUGAUUUUACUUCUUACUAUGUAAUAAAAUUAUAAGCCUGUCUUCAUGCUGCAGUUCAUGUGGCCACAGCAACUCCAGCAUGAUGGCAGACCAGCAGGCUGAUGACCAGGGAAGCUGUUUAAAGGAGAUCCGGAGGAACUUCAGAGAGUAAUUUUGCAAACUGCUCUCUGAAGUGUUCCUACCCUCCUUUAAAGUAGGAGGGGCUGAGCUAUAAGGAAAGAGAGGUGGCAAAGCUGUGAGGGAAGGCUUGGGCAGCCUGUGAGGGCAUAGGCAAAGGAGGGAGGGGUAAAAGGAGGAGGGGUUGGCCAGAUGUCAGUUACUAUGAGGUUAGUCCUUAUUUGUACAGGAAACCUCUAGGAAACAUGCAUGGGACAUAAUUUGUGAUCUUAGCUAUGGGUUGGAACUGGAGUUCUUCCCAUUAAAUGAAACGAGGGCUUCUAUAUAAUAGAAAUGAGAUAAGAGACAUAUUUUGACAAUUCCUCUGUGCUACUGCUCAGAGGGAAGAUCUUCUGACCUCAGGUGCAGGAUAGGGAAAGGGUGCUGGGAUUGGAGACGGAUGCAUUUUGUACCCACCCCUAUGUAGGCUUGUUAAUUGAGUCAUUAGUAUAGAUAAUUAGUAAUUAAAAGUAUUUUGUCUGUCUCUCAUUGCUAAUACUAUCCAGUAAACGCUUAGAAGAUCUGAAAGAAAGGUAUGAAGAAAAAAUGGAGAGUAAAUUUGAAAUGUACAAGGAGGCCAUAAAGAAGCAUGCAUACAUGUGUGCAAUGGAUCAAAUUGAAAACCACUAUGUGCCAGUAGAGGAGUUCAUUGCUGAGCAAGCAAAGGUCGAGGUACUUAUUCUCUAAAACUUGUUAUCUUUGUCCAUUGUACACGCUGGCAUUCUUUCCAAGGUAUCUGCAGGAAUUCUGUUAAAAGGUUAAGUUGUUAAAUGAAAGCUCUGAAAAGGUAGGGGUUAUAUUGGGCUGUGGUUUUUUGUGGGAGAGAGUGAUGUUAGUUAAUCCUCGUGACUUUGGAUGUGCCUAUGUAUUUUGAAAUGUUGUGUGCCCCCAAAAUAUUUUGACAGGUGUCAGCCAAAAGUACAUUGUCUGGUGGUAUACCAAUAAAGUUUUAGACAUGAAAGGGUUCCUGUUAUGUACUGAAGUUCUCACCCUGGGCCAUCAGGGGGAUACUGUAGAUAGUUUUCACUCAGGUCCACGUCAGUUAUUUUAGGCGGGAAACCCUGGGUUGUUGUUGCUACAAUGUUGACAGCCGGCUGCCUAUAAAAGCAGGCCGGCUAAGCUGUUUGCUGUUGAGUUUUGUUCCAGCUUACAAAAUAAAGAGCUGCUUUGGAGAAAUCGCUGUGUCGUCUGCCAUGUCUACCCACUAUUCAACAGUUCCUAAAUAUAUUUAAUGCAGAAAAUAUUAGACCAAAGUGGGAUGUGACACAAAUAUGUUUGUUUUCCAAAGCUCAUCAUAUUGGAUAAGGAAAUAGGUGCUAAAAGUUAUCUUAAUUGUUGCUUAAAGUGAUGGUGGGGCAGGGGAGAAGAACAGCUAAGCUUUUUUUUUUUAAAGCACAUGCUGUUACUACAAUAAAAUGUACCAUUUGAGUAAAUUAUUAUGAUUCAAAAUUAUUAUAAUUCAUCUUGUUGCUCAGGACAGAGAAAUGAAAAUACUAGAGUUGAAAGCAAAACUUGGUAAACUCAAUACCUUGCCUUCAGAAAGUCCUAAUUUAGACUCUGCAGAAGGGAAUAUUGAUCCAGGUAAGCAACCUGCAUUCUUGAGCUUAAGGUUUUUUUUCCUGAAAAGUGGUCCAAAUAUUCUUAGCCUUGUUUUGCUUCUCAGAUCUUAAAUGCAAUGCUUCAGAUGCUUCGCAGGGACAAUGUGAUGAGAGAGAAAAGGUAACUUCCCGAUUCCUUCCGUGGUCCCUCCUGAUUCUCUGCUUCAUUAUCAAAAUAUUUCUUAGAGCUCUUUGAUCAGGGGCUGGUAAAAUAAGUAAGGUGGGGAUGGGGAACCUGUGGUAGUUCGGUUGUUGCUGGACCAUAACCCCCACAAUUCCUGACCACUGGAUGGGACUGAUGGGAGUUGGGAGUCCAACAGUAUCAGGGUUGGGGGCUAGCGGAUUCCUAAACCCUGACCCUACAAUAGAGCAAAAUCACGGUCAGUCAAAGGUUGCAGCAGAGAGUUACACCAACAUGACUCUCCCUUUAAACACUAAUCGUAACAAUAAGAUUCUUUUGCAGCAAAUAAGAUCCUUGAACUUAAAAAUAGAGAAAUUAAAUGAAAUGUUGCAAGAUGCCAAUGAACUCUACAGACAAGCAAUGGAAGAAAAUAAUAGACUUAAGCAAGUGAUGAUGCAUAAGGUUUGUCACAUGGCUACUAAAGCUGCAUUUGACUGUUCUCUCUCUCAGCUAUUUCUCCUGCUUAUGACUGCUAUACCUGUUAGUCUUAACCUCCUGCAUGACUUGAAACUCUCUAUAUUUCAAAUUUAUCAGGAUAAGAAGAUUAACUUGAAAAUGCAAUUUUCUGCUCUCUUCCUAUUCAAGCUUUUGGUGAGCAAAUAAUAGAAAAUAUGAGGUCUUACAAUGCAUUUCAUUAUAUUUGAAGUAGACUGCUGUACAUACCAGCUAAGCAACAGAGGUAUCGUCUUGACUGAGAACUGGCGAUUUCAAGAUGGCCUCUAACCUAUUAGAAAAUGUUUAACUAUGUAUUCAUUUUGGCUGCUCACCUUCAGAGGAUGCCAGUGAGAUAUAUUAAAAUCAGUAAAUGCCAGGACUCAUUCUACCUCUAAUGCAUCCUUCCAUGGCUUAACAGGAAGAAGUCAAGGGUCUUCAAAACCGGGCUAAGCGUGGCAAUCAGCUUGAAGCCACAGUGUCUCUUCUACAAGAGGAGCUACGUGAAAGCAAAAAACUCCUAAGCACAGAUUCGAAGCAUCAGAAAUCCAAGAAGGGCUUCUUUGCAAAUCUGAAACAUACCCUAGCAGAUGUUCCUAAAACACUCGGUGACAAAGACUCAGAAAAACCUGAGGCAUCUUCUACAAGCUCUCACAAGUGA
Messenger RNA from Podarcis lilfordi (Lilford's wall lizard), 22470 nucleotides. NCBI's taxonomy places the organism in Eukaryota, Metazoa, Chordata, Lepidosauria, Squamata, Lacertidae. The record is from the annotation of a GenBank genome assembly.